Molecule: messenger RNA, 4304 nt
Organism: Columba livia (rock pigeon)
Lineage: Eukaryota; Metazoa; Chordata; Aves; Columbiformes; Columbidae
Gene: TC2N
Product: tandem C2 domains, nuclear
Exons: 13
Coding region: 609-2078 (489 amino acids)
Cellular component (GO): nucleus
Source: RefSeq, a predicted model, not a curated record
AGUGCUUCUAGUUCUUUAUCAGAAACCGGAAUUGAGAGGAGAGGGAGAGCGGAUCAUCCUGAGCCUCACAAAACUUUUGCUUCCUGCCGGGAAAUUUCUGAACCAGAAUUUCCUGCUGACAUUUCUGAAACAAACCACCGUAAAUUAUCCUACAGACUACACACUGUGUGGCAGAGGCUUUCAUGUCGGCGUAAAGCCUAACUUGACAGGGAUCCAUAUUCCAGCUGGACUUACCAUUUACUGGGAACUGCAUGAAAAAUCAAAAAUUCACUUUUCCACUCUAAAAUAUAGGCCUGGUUUCGCUUCUAGUGAAGCAAGAGGCAGCUUUGGCACCACCUGUGCCAGUGUAACGGUCCAGCGAGCGACAUGGAAAAGUUACUGGCAGCUAUUUGGAGAUAAACCUGCCCCCGUGAGUAGCUGCGAUGAGGCCGGAGAGGCCCGAAUCAGCGGGGAAAUUCCCCCUCCGCGAUAGCGAUCGGGUACAAGUGGUUGCCUAGCUGUCUUUGAAUACACACACACAAAAAAUGACGGCAGUGUUCAAGCUGCAGGUUUCAUAGCUACACUGGAUCUUUUAUUGUGGUCUCCUCUAAAUUGCAGCACUGAAAACAAUGGCAGCAGAAUGUAUAAAAAACUGCUGUAAAUGGUGUUUCUGCAUGGAAAAAGAGAAAAAUGAUCCAGUUUCCAUGGUGCAGGAAUCUGAAGCAGUAGCUGCAAGCAAGCCAACUAUUGUAGAGAAGCCUCCAUUGUCUUCUGUGUCAGUGAAGCGUCAAGUUGGCUGUUCAGAGGAUUAUCUGCUUUGUAAACUGCCCCUGGAUGGUCAAGAGGUACCAUUUGUGGUCCCUCCAUUCAAGUUGGCUUAUGUACAACCGAAGAACCUUCCCAGUAUCUCACAUGCUGGAGGGAUUCAAGAAUCUGCCAGAGCCUCAUUCGGUGACCGGAAAGCAGAACUGCACGGCGUGUACCGAUGGCCCUGCUAUGACGUGUACAACCCGUUCUAUUUGGAGCAUCGGGUUUCGCCAGAUCUGAUUAGGCGCUGCCAAGCAAAAUCAGAUAAUAGGAAAUUAUAUGGAUCAGUUAGUGAUUUAAGACCUAGUACUUUGCCUGGAUCAUUUGAUGUGAGUCGUUCAAUGUUUGACCUCAGAAGCCCACCUCAUCGAUUCAUGAAGAGAUAUGACUCACUUUCCAGUGUACCUAGCAGUACCUCUUCCAGGAAGGAUUCACAAGGCAGUAACAGGAGUCUGGAUACUAUUACAUUAUCAGGUGAUGAACGGGAGUUUGGAAGACUAAAUGUGAAGCUGUGUUAUGUUUCUUCCGUAGAACAGAUUUGGAUCACAGUUUUACAUUGCAAGGACCUGAGCUGGCCUUCUAGCUGUGGGGAAAAUCCUCGUAUCUGUGUCAAGGGGAUUCUCACACUGCCCAAGCCAGUGCAGUUCAAAUCUUCUGCCAAGGAAGGGUGCAAUGACAUGGAAUUUAUGGAAACUUUUGUAUUUGCUAUUAAACUGCAAAGCCUGCAGGCUGUCAGAUUGGUAUUUAAAAUCCAGACACAGACUCCCAGGAAAAAAACCAUUGGCGAGUGUUCUUUGGCACUGCGGGAGCUCAGCUCAGAGGAGUCAAGUCAUUGGCUGGAUAUCUCUCCUCCUUCCAAAGCACCUGUGUGGCGCGCAGAACUUCAAAUAGGAACUUGUUUUCAAGCAAUAAACAGGAGGAUUCAGUUACAGAUUCUUGAAGCACAAAACCUUCCCAUUUCAUCUACACCACUGUGUUCAAGUUUCUUUGUGAAAGUUGGAAUGUUUAGUACAGAAGGGCUGAUCUGUAAGAAGAAGACUCGACUUCUGAAAUCCACUAAUGGCCAAGUGAAGUGGGGAGAAAUGAUGAUUUUUCCAGUUAGCCAAGCUGAACAUGGAAUUAGCUUUCUCAUCAAACUCUACAGCAGAAGCUCAGUGAGAAGAAAACACUUCCUAGGACAGAUCUGUAUAAGUCCUGAUAGCAGUAACAGUGAAGCAGUAGAGCAGUGGAAAGAUACUAUUGCCAACCCUGAAAAAGUUGUUGUUAAAUGGUACAGCAUUGGUCCAUCUUGAAGACUGGAGAUGAAACUCAGAACUGAUUUUUCUAGAAAGAUAUUCCUACGCUGCUUAAAAUAGUAUAAAUGAAAAAAAGUAUUGUCUACACAAGUUCUUCAGAAGGUCUCCACUGCAUCACGCCUUCAUAGUAACUGGGAAAAUGCAGUUUCACCAAGCUAAAUGCUGGGUAAAUACUAUUAAGAAGAUGACUUAGGAACUGGGGAAAUUACUCAUUUGCUUUAAAAAAAAUCGACCUUGAAAAAUACAUUUUUGACCAUUUUAGGCACCAUAAAAGCACAGAAAUCCACUCUUGGAGAGAGGCAGCUUGAAUAAUCAGCAUCUCGUUCACUAGUCGCUGACAUUAUCCUCAUCUGCGAUCUUGUCUUGGGCAGACUCCAAAGUCCAUGGGAACCAGUCCGGCCAGUGGCUGGAUCCCAGGUACCUCUGGGCCUCGGGGGUUGCACCCCUGUUGACACCAUUUGAUCAGAGUAACAUGUGGGAAGACUGUGGCUGUAGGAGGAGGCAUGAAGGGAACCAUGCAGUAAGGCAGUGCCCAGUGGCUUUUCUCACCUCCACGUCCGAUGCAGGCUUGUUCAGUUCCCUGACCUGCCUGUAACCUGGUUUUCCCCCAUCCUUCUCUUUAAACAGAGAGAUGGAAAGAAAGGAGUUUUUCUGAAUAACUGUGAACUUUGCAAGUGGGACCCUCCAGACUCGCUCUGUUUGAGUGAAUUCUGAUUGGAAUCAAUGGAAUAAUACAGAGGCAACGGCCCUGCUUAGGAUGAGGGCAAAUAUUUUUAGAUAAAUUACUUAUAUAGAAUUCUUAGACGUAAACUACUUCCUAUCUAAUCAACAAUGCUUUAGCAUUUGCUUACAUUGCUAAAAGCUAAACUAACAUUUACAAAGGAGUAAGCAAAUAUUUACUGACAUAAGUGCUUUUUGAUGCUAAUUAAGAUGCAGCAUAGUAAGGGACUCAAACUUUGUUUUUAAACAAAGAUGGGCUACUACUGCAGAAGCAUUUGUUACAUGUCUAGGAUGCUGAAAAAUUAUGUGUGGGAGUAUAUUUUUGUUACUGGUUUCUAGCAAGAAGAAAUUACCCUAUUUUUAUUGCAAAUAAUAUUUUUCCUACAAAAUUCUAAGAUUAUUUUUACUAUUAGUCCCCAUAUUUUCAGGGGGUUCAUUCAUAGUUGUUUUUGAGGUGGGAAAAUACCGUGUAUAUAAUUGAUAAUAUAUACAUCUAAAAGCAGAGACCUCCUUGCACAAAUUUAACUACUGGAGUUAAAAAUAUCUAUUCAAUUAAAUCCACUGCUUACACAUUUACUGUUGGCUGUCUGGACUGUACAAAUAUGUGUGUUUGCACAGAUGCUGAAUAAUUUUCUCUUUUUUAUAACUUGGAUCCCAUUCAAACAUCUGACAUGAACUAGAGUGGCAGUGAGAGCACUCACUGCUGAAAGGUGUAGGAACAGUGAGGAGCAGAGAAAACACUAACAGAAAAGCACAUUGUAUUUAUGCAUAGAGCUCAGAAUAUCUUUAACUUUUUUGACUUUGACUAAAGGUCAAGAAAAAAUGGAAUCUCUUAGAUAUUCUUUUUUAAUCAGCUGUUAAUCAAAGCUUUUAAAACUUCAAACAUCCAGUUUUUUUGUUGUCGAAAUGUAAUAUUUUGAAAAUGGGCAAACAAAAGGAUUUUCCUAGGCUCUUAUGUGCAUUCUGCUUUUUGACCAGGUUUUAUAAAAGAACUGAAAGUUUUUGCAUGUUACUCAGAGAAUGAACAUCAGUUCUAGCUCUUACUGGCACCCUUUGCAAAGCUCCCAGUUGGCCCCAAGGAUCUUGACUGACAGCGUUAACUUCCAGCCAGUUCCAGCACAUGGGAUGAGCCUGGCCUGUUGGGUAAAAUGAAAAAAAGAACUGGAUUGAGCUGAUAGGCUUUGUGUAUCUUUACUUGAAUAUGUGGAUUUUUUCAUUCAUUGUAGCUGAAUUGAAGUAAGCAAAAGUGCAAACUAACUGUUUUCCUUAUGCAGAAUGCUGCUGCAUUUGACAUAGAGAACAGGGAAUAUCCUCAGGGUUUUGGAGGAUUCGAUUACCAUGAAAGUGGUUCUACAGAACCUCCCAACACAGUGGAUAGUGUGUAAAAUGAGCUUUUGGGGCUGUUUUAGGACACCUAGCCUUUUAAAAGCCUAGUUAGUAAUGUCACCUUUUUCCUAUGUUAAUAUUUCAUCUAUGUGUUUAUAAUAAAAGUUAUGAACAGAA